GUGUUGGCAAUGUUUAGCACAAAUUGAAUAUAUUUUUUCAUUGAUGUAAUCAUUCAAUCAUUUCAUUGAAAGCAUUGAUUCAAUAAUUGAUAACACAUUUGAUCCACAAUAUUGAGCGCCAAUUGAAUCAACAAUUAUUGAAUCAAUCGGUUUGUUUGGCCAAUCAAUUGGUGUCCAUUGAAAAUGUCGAGACGGACGCCAAAGUCGUCGACUGUCUCGUCUGAUGUCGAGAUGACUGAUGUCGACAAAGAAGAAGAAAAGCAAAGAAAACGACUGAAAGAGGCCGAAGAUAAGGCUGGAGUUUCGUUUGGAUUCUUCGAAGAGUUCUUCAAACUAGAUGGCGAUCCGACCGCUAUGUUGACCAAUCCGAGUCUCAAUCCACUCGGCAAUCCUAACCGUGAAUGGUAUGCCGAUUCAGUCAAGAAAGAAGAACCCGAAGUCAAAGAGGAAAAAAAAGAAAGUAAAUACAGAGGAAAACAAUAUGUGACCGAAGUUCGCGAAAAAGAGAGACAAAGGAUUAUUAAAGCGCAAAUAGAAGAGAAUCGACAAAAGGCCGAACUUCGGCAGGAGUUAUACGACAGUCCGGAGCCAAGUCAUGCGUCGAGUCAGAUGUCGAUCAGUGGCCAAUCUAAACGACCGCAAAGCAGAUUACGACAAUUUUUGUCCACCCAAUCGCUUCAGUCGACGGCAUCGACUGAUAUAUUAAGUGUUGGUACGGCUAAACCUCCGGCAUUUCCGCACACCAUCGAAGAGGGCGAAGAUAUGAGUGAAUUGAUUAGUCAGUACUUUUCCAGCGAUAAACCAAAACGCGCUGCACUGCCGAUCACUAAAUAUGAGGAGACGAUAUUGAGCGCAAUCGACAUUAACCGAGUGAUUAUUAUCGAAGGCGCCACAGGUUGCGGUAAGACUACACAAGUUCCGCAAUACAUUGCCGAUCACUGUGCGGGACAGGGAUUACCGUUCAAUAUAGUGGUUACUCAACCGCGACGUAUCGCAGCCAAGUCUAUCAGUGCCCGUGUGGCUGAAGAAAGAGGCUGGGAAUUGGGGACUAUUGUUGGAUAUCAAAUUGGUAUGGAUAAGUCGAAAGUCAAUGAAGACACUCGUUUACUUUACUGUACGACUGGAGUACUUCUUCAACGACUUAUAAACACCCGUAAACUCGACAACUAUUCGCAUAUUAUUAUCGAUGAAGUUCACGAACGAUCCAUUGAUACAGAUCUGCUAUUAUUAGUUAUUAAACGAUUAAUGUCUGUUCAAAGUGUAUCCGUAAAGAUCAUAUUGAUGUCGGCCACGUUUGAAGUGCCAAAACUGAUGGACUAUUUUACAAUUCCUAUCUUUAACAAUGAGGGUCAACAGAUCAACGAGUUUUCGCCGGCACACAUCAAGAUUAUUGAGAGACCACACAAAUUGUCAAUUUUUUAUUUGUCUUCAAUCAAAAGUGGUCUAAACAUUUUGGAUACACCGCAAUACCGUGAUAUCCGUGAAUACCAGAGUGCCAUUAUCGAUAAGGACAUUCCUUGUGUGUCUUAUGAGGCUAUGGAGGUCUGUGUUAAGAUACUUGAAGAGGGCCUCGAGGGUCUCGAUGAGUCGAGUACUAAAGGAUCUGUUUUGGUGUUUCUUCCCGGACUCGAGGAAAUCACUGAAUUAAAGGCUCGACUCGAGGAUAAAAAAGAUACGUCUAAACCGAGUAAAAAUUGGGCCAUUUAUCCGCUUCACUCAUCCAUACCACUUGAUAAACAAAAUGAAAUUUUUAAACGUCCGCUGCUCACUGAACGAAAAGUUAUAUUGGCCACCAAUAUAGCCGAAAGCUCUAUAACUGUGCCCGACGUGACUUAUGUUAUUGAUUUUUGUCUGACCAAAACACUUGUAUGUGAUAUAGAAACUCAUUUCCCAGUUCUUCGACUGGAAUGGGCAUCAAAAGCCAAUUUGGAUCAAAGGGCCGGUCGUGCUGGACGUGUAAGUACUGGUCGAGUUUACCGUUUAGUCGAAGAACCUUUUUUUAGACGCUUGCCUGACUAUAACGAGCCAGAGUUGGUCCGCGCACCACUGGAUCUAUCGAUACUUAGGGUCAAGAUGUUAGACAUGGGAUCACCAAAAGAGCUCUUAGGAUUAGCUCUUUCACCACCCGAUUUGGCUGAUAUUUAUCAAUCGAUGCUUCAACUCAAACAAGUGGGCGCUUUUAAAAUCAUGACUACAGAUCGGGAAACAAAUCGAGUUUAUUAUGAUGAAGAAGAUGGCGAUAUCACCACAUUGGGAGUCAUUAUAUCUAAUUUGCCAAUCGAUAUACGACUCGGCAAACUUGUCGUUAUGGGACAUGUAUUCGAUUGUCUCGAAGAUUGUAUUAUAAUAGCUGCCUGUCUUUCAACUCAUGGUAUUUUCCGUAAGGAUUUCAAUGAAGGACUGAACGCCUAUAAAUCGCGCCUUUCGUGGGCCGACCGAUCAUUUAGUGACGCUAUUGCGUUGUCUAACGCAUACAAAAUAUUUAAAAAAUAUUCCGUUGACUUUGAAGGCGACCGGAGCGGCAAAUUGGCUGAGAGUUGGUGUCGACAAAACUUUUUGCAAUACAAGCGUCUACUCGAAGUUGAUUACAUGAUCGGUGAUCUGAUCAGUCGUUUAGCUUAUUCUAAUAUCAUACCUCCUAACCGACCCAAUCGUAAGCGUAAUCGACACGAAGACGAAUUGAUUGUAAAAGUUGUGAUGUGCGCCGCUUUUUAUCCCAACUUCUUUACGCGCAAUCAGAUAGACAUCGAAAACAUUCCGAAAAUGUUGAGCGCGAAGGAUCCGCUUAAGACUGUGGCUAUUAACGGAUUUCCACCCAAUGAGGGUCCUCUCUAUGCUAACAAAAUUCGUCAAUUGUUUUCUACUUAUUGCUCGAAACGCAUUGAUCUCAACUUUGAAGACACUAAAGUCUAUCUAACAUUUUUGGAUGACAGACACCCAUUGACUGAUGCUUUUGAUCGACACGUUCCGUCUCAUCUUAAGAGAGAACCAUCAGAGUUGUCACUUUCAACAAUUAAGUCUGAAUCGAGACCAAGUUCGUCGAUGUCCGACACGGCAUCGAUGUCCAGUUUGUCAUCGAGUUUGACCAGUUUGAAUAGGAUAAGAAUGGGAGACGCCAAAGAUACUCUGAUUAAGACUUCUGUCUACGUGGCACUGGCUAUGAGAGGUUACCGAUCGAUUCCCAAAGAAGUGUCACGACUUCAUCCCAGCAGUCUUUCUGAGCUAAUGAAAAAGCUCGAGAGAGUUAAAGAGGAAUCGAUGUCAGAAUUCAGGACAUUUCGUUCGCAUCGCGUAGCAGUACCUCACGUUACGCCACGAUAUAAGUUGGCUAAACUACCACUGCCGGCGCUCGACUGUUCUGAAAUAGACAUUAAGAUUACCCAUAUUGAGGAUCCGUCUAAAUUUUACGCACAAUACGAUCACGAUUUUAUUAGAACCCAUUUAGAAGAUCUAUCGUUUAUGAUUAACUACGAAUGCGAGUUCCGAAAUUGUCACUCAGAGACCAUCAAAAUUGGCGACAUUGUGAUCGCACCCUAUUAUGAUGAUCAGGGGGCCCGUAUGCAAGGCAGAGGUCGUAUCGAUAAUAUUGAAUACAAAAUGGGCACCAAAGAAGUGGAUCGGAUUUCUGUGUUUUAUAUCGAUAUGGGAUUCAAUCUUACGUUUGACGACUUAAAAGAAGUGUCAAGUGUUACGUCACGUAACAGUACAUCCUUUACAGGAAUACCUCCGCUAGCAUUUGAGUGUUCCCUCUCUGAAGUGAGCCCAUCAGCUAUCAGUUGUUUUGACAAUAGAUGGUCGAAGAGAUCCAUUAAAUGUUUUAAUAGUUUAAAGAAAAAAUCAAUAACUGCCCGCAUUUAUUCAGUGGUCAAUCGGGUGGUUAGAAUGGAAAUAUUUGAAGGCAACAAACGGGACGAAUCAUUCAACGAUAUAUUGGUGUCUAUCGGUUUGGCCGAAAAGAUAACUGAAACACAACAGUCGCAGCUAAAUCACGAUCACCGGCGUCGGGCGUGUCUCGACCGAAACAAAACACUCAGUCAUUCGCAGGAUCCGCUAAAACUCGAAACUUUUGACAAACCGGGUAUCUUUGAUCCCGACGAUGUCAUCGAGUUUGAUGUCGACAGUGAGCGAAAUAAUCUAUUCCGUGACAGUCACGAAAAGAUUGCCAUUAAAGGUCCACACAGUCCUCUUGAGUGUACUUUUAUUGGUGUCAACCGUAAAACUGCUCACAAAACAGUUCACGUCGACAAAGAUUCAGUAAAUCACAUAGUGUUAGAACCCGACUAUAUGUCCAAAACUGGUCGUCUAUUGGUUUCAUCAUCUAUUGGUUUAAGCAAUAAUACAAACAAUAUUACUUUACGCGACACAACUCUUAUGCCAAACAUACGCGGAUUUGCGUCACUUGUGGCAAUGUUAUUUGCACCGCGUGUCCAACUAAGAGCCGAUCGGGAACGCAAAGAAUAUGUCGGCGCUAUCUGUGGUCUCGGAUAUGACAAACGAACUUUUAAAGGCUACGAUCCCGACUCUGACGCUGAGAUUAUUUUUGAUUCUGAUAUAUCGAGAGACGAUGUAAUCAAAGUAAAUAUUAUCCGCUAUAAUAUCAGUACACUGUUGGCUAGUCUUCGUUCGCUGCAAGAGUAUGUCGCCGGAUCUCUGGCCACAACGCAACGCAAAGUCAGACGCAAUAUCAUUCAACUGUUGGACAGACGCCGACGGGUUAUCGAUUGUAGUAAAUAUCAGCCAAGUUUCAAAUGGUUUGAUCUGAAAGAGCACUCGUCUACUGCCGACAAAAAUGAGGCUCAAAUGAAUUCCGAACUGUUGCCCGUCUGCGAACAGGUCCAACUGGUCAACUUUGACUGGUAUGAAGACAUAACAACUAAUUUGGAUCAAUUGAAACAAUCGCAGCAAAAUACUGACAAACAACAGAAGCCGACACUGGUUUGCAAGUUAUGCGGUUUUAAGUCCUACUCGCGUCCCGACAUACAAAUCCAUUUGACGAGUCAACAACAUUUGGAUCGUAUCAUCGAAUUUAACAAAGAGCUAAAGAUUAGGGUCCAACACAAGGAACGCGAAAAAUAUUUACGUAAUAAUGAGAUGGAAGACAUCGAAGAAGGAAAUGAAGAAAUUAUCGAUAUAUUUGAUGAAGACUCUGAAGAAGAUUGA
Molecule: messenger RNA, 5160 nt
Organism: Oppia nitens
Lineage: Eukaryota; Metazoa; Arthropoda; Arachnida; Sarcoptiformes; Oppiidae
Gene: spn-E
Product: ATP-dependent RNA helicase TDRD9-like
Exons: 13
Coding region: 184-5160 (1658 amino acids)
Cellular component (GO): intracellular anatomical structure
Molecular function (GO): ATP binding; RNA binding
Source: RefSeq, a predicted model, not a curated record